AGCUUCCGUGGCUGAAGGAGCUGUGACCUUUCCAGCACAGUGCAGUUGGAGUGCAGCAGGGUGUGUGUGUAAGAGGUAGCACAGACUGGAUGGAAGACUGAUGAAGAAAAGUAGCAGCAUGACUGAGCCAUUUGACGUGUGAUGCACCAGGACCCGGAGCCAACAGUAGCGAAUUUACUUUCCAACUAUUAUUUCAACAUCAAGGUGAUGGAAAUGUGCCGGAACACUGGGAGAAGCUAGUAUUUUAUACGAAACCAAGAUGACAAGAAUCUUUUUACAAUAAUCCAAGGAAGAAUCCUGUUCAGAAAUGAGGCGAGUUAAUGUUUGGACACCGCUCCAUGACGAGUUUUAAACUGCCCUGACCACCUUGCCAACUGAGUCUCUGCUCAUGAGACCCAACAAGAUGACCCGGCCCAGGAGGGAUAGUGUCCUGCCUUAUAUGAACAGUGACUGCUGACGUCUGAGCGCAAAUUGGGGGUGCUGCGUCUUGUCUGCCAGUACCAUGAAGGAAGUGGUUUAUUGGUCACCCAAGAAGGUGGCAGACUGGCUGCUGGAGAAUGCUAUGCCAGAAUACUGUGAACCUCUCGAGCAUUUCACAGGCCAGGACUUGAUCAACCUAACCCAAGAGGAUUUCAAAAAGCCCCCACUGUGCCGAGUCUCAUCUGACAACGGGCAGCGACUCUUAGACAUGAUCGAGACCCUGAAAAUGGAGCACCAUAUCGAAGCACACAAGAAUGGCCACGCCAACGGGCACCUCAGCGUUGGCGUCGACAUUCCCGACCCCGAUGGCAGCUUCAGCAUCAAGAUUAAACCCAAUGGAAUGCCAAAUGGGUAUAGGAAAGAGAUGAUAAAGAUCCCCAUGCCAGAACCAGAGCGCUCCCAGUACCCCAUGGAGUGGGGCAAGACUUUUCUGGCCUUUGUUUAUGCACUUUCCUGUUUCGUCCUCACUACAGUGAUGAUCUCGGUCGUCCAUGAACGAGUACCUCCUAAGGAGGUGCAGCCUCCACUACCGGACACGUUUUUUGACCAUUUUAACCGGGUGCAGUGGGCCUUUUCUAUUUGCGAAAUUAACGGCAUGAUCCUUGUAGGACUCUGGUUAAUUCAGUGGCUGCUCUUAAAAUACAAGUCUAUUGUUAGCAGAAGAUUUUUCUGCAUAGUGGGCACGCUGUACCUGUAUCGGUGUAUUACAAUGUAUGUAACUACACUCCCAGUACCCGGCAUGCAUUUCAACUGUUCUCCGAAGCUCUUUGGAGACUGGGAAGCUCAAGUGCGGAGGAUAAUGAAGCUCAUCGCAGGAGGCGGCUUGUCCAUCACCGGCUCUCACAACAUGUGCGGGGACUAUCUGUACAGUGGCCACACGGUCAUGCUAACGCUCACCUACUUAUUUAUCAAAGAGUAUUCCCCUCGGCGACUCUGGUGGUACCACUGGGUUUGCUGGCUCCUCAGCGUCGUUGGAAUCUUCUGUAUUCUCUUAGCACACGACCACUACACUGUGGACGUGGUGGUGGCCUACUACAUCACCACAAGACUCUUCUGGUGGUAUCACACAAUGGCCAAUCAGCAAGUGCUAAAGGAAGCAUCCCCGAUGAACCUCCUGGCCAGGGUGUGGUGGUACAGGCCAUUUCAGUACUUUGAAAAGAAUGUCCAAGGAAUUGUACCUCGAUCUUACCAUUGGCCCUUCCCCUGGCCAGUAGUCCACCUUGGUAGGCAAGUCAAAUAUAGCCGGUUGGUAAACGACACAUAACAGCGCUACGAAGAGGGGAAUAUGAGGACCUGUCCGAAGUGCUAAGAACUCCAUGAGAGAAGAUGCCAUAAACAAACACCUCCCUCCUGCUAUUAUCUUUCAACAGUUACCUUGACUUAACCUAUUGAGUUACCUGGUCAGCACUGUGAUCUUUUUUUUUCUCUCCAAAGGACCUACAGUGGACAACAAUAAAGAAAAUUGACCCUUCUCAUUCACUAUACGCAUUUCCUGUUGUUAAGCCUGGGGCUUCUCUAACCGGCAGCCACCACUUCCUCUGUGCAAUUCAGCAGCGCCACCGUGCGCGCGCUUCCAUGUCAUAAGCUCUGGCCUUUCCAGCCAUAUCUGGAAAUAAAGUGUGUUAUUUUCUUGGGAAAACAUACUUUUCAUAUCUCUUGCCCCAAAGACAGGGCUGUAAGCCAUUUUCUAGCAAAUGUCUCUAUGAAGGGUUCAACGUGUCUGAAUGGGAUUUGGUUCCGAAAUCUCUCUGCCUGCUGUGCUGAUGCUCAGCUGAAGAUGGUAGGUCUGGAGAGGUCUGCUCACUUGGGGUUUUAUAAAAAUCAGCAGAGACAGUGUAUUAAAAACUGUAAAAAAAGGAAAAAAAGAUUCUGUUAUAAAGUGAUUUUUCUAAGUAUUUCCUAACUUUAUUUUUCAAAAAUGAUGUUAUGAAAACCAAAUUUGAAGAUUUUUACAUGUCACAGAAAAGAGAGUGAAAAUUUAAAAAUGCUUCUUGGGAGAGAAAUUUGUCUAUGUUUCUAGUGCCUUUCUUGUCUUGAGUGUAUGGUCGGUAGGCAAUCUUAAAUGUUUUUAUUUAAAAUAAAGUAUUCCAUGAAAAUAUAAAUGUAUGUAUACACUACUAAAUUUUGCAUUUAUAGCUAAAUUAAAUGAAAAGACUGCUAAUGGUUUUAAAAAUGUUUUGAAUUAAAGAAUAGGGUUGUGAAUUAAAGAGUAUGUGCCCAUUCACAUUUUGUGAGCAGGCAGUGAUGGCACAUACCACUGAAAUUAGUUCAUCUAUUUGGUAGUUCAGUUUUAACUACUCAAUAAAAACAGCCAUGAAUAUCUUUUUAAAGAGAGUUUUGAAAAUGAUCACUUAGCCUAAAACUUGAAAGCUAUAAAUUAGUUGUCCAUACUCUUAUGACAAUUUUGUUGGUGAAUAACAACAAAAAAGAGAUCUAUUUCUUUAAAAUAGAUUUGUGCAGAACCUGCAUGUUUUACUCCUGACAUGUGUGUGUUUGGGGAAGUAUUCUGCUCCAUACUUGCCAACGUGGAGAACAAAAUAGUUUUCUAAGAACGAAGAAGUAUAUAUAUAUAUACAUAUAUAUAUGUGUGUAUAUAUAUAUACACAUAUAUAAAAUAUCCAUUCUGUAUUUUAUGUGCAGCAGAAUUACCUUCUGUAGGUUGUAUGUGUGUGUGUGUAUGUGUGCACAAGCGUGUGUGUGUGUGCGCGUGCGCGAGUGUGUGUUACUCACAAGGUGAUAUUUGUAUUGUAAAAAAAUAAUGGUGAAGGAAAUAAAAAGGCUUUUAAAUUUUUGUUUGUUUUGAAUCUUUGUAAAGUUAUUAUUCCAGAGCGUAUACUGAGAUCUUACAGCUUACCUAAAUCAUAAAUUAAUCAAGAUGCACUUUGUAAUAAAAACUGAU
Microtus ochrogaster (prairie vole) is the source of this 3379-nucleotide messenger RNA. RefSeq names its product sphingomyelin synthase 1 (gene Sgms1). The record is from RefSeq and is a predicted model, not a curated record. Gene Ontology annotation, molecular function: ceramide cholinephosphotransferase activity; sphingomyelin synthase activity; protein binding. Gene Ontology annotation, cellular component: plasma membrane; Golgi membrane; endoplasmic reticulum membrane. Gene Ontology annotation, biological process: ceramide biosynthetic process; sphingomyelin biosynthetic process. NCBI's taxonomy places the organism in Eukaryota, Metazoa, Chordata, Mammalia, Rodentia, Cricetidae.